Canis lupus familiaris (dog) is the source of this 839-nucleotide messenger RNA. Its product is annotated as dnaJ homolog subfamily A member 1-like. Gene Ontology annotation, molecular function: Hsp70 protein binding. Gene Ontology annotation, biological process: protein refolding. Lineage: Eukaryota; Metazoa; Chordata; Mammalia; Carnivora; Canidae. The transcript has a single exon. Gene Ontology annotation, cellular component: cytoplasm; cytosol. The record is from RefSeq and is a predicted model, not a curated record. The coding region runs from base 16 to 738 and encodes 240 amino acids.
UGCCGAGGUACUGGAAUGCAAAUAAGAAUUCAUCAGAUAGGACCUGGAAUGGUUCAGCAAAUUCAGUCUGUGUGCAUGGAGUGCCAGGGCCAUGGGGAACGGAUCAGUCCUAAAGAUAGUUGUAAAAGCUGCAACGGAAGGAAGAUAGUUCGAGAGAAGAAGAUUCUAGAAGUGCAUAUUGACAAAGGCAUGAAAGAUGGCCAGAAGAUAACAUUCCAUGGUGAGGGAGACCAAGAACCAGGACUGGAACCAGGAGAUAUUAUCAUUGUUUUAGAUCAGAAGGACCAUGCUGUUUUUACUCGACGAGGAGAAGAUCUUUUCAUGUGUAUGGAUAUACAGCUGGUUGAAGCCCUGUGUGGCUUUCAAAAGCCAAUAUCUACUCUUGACAACCGAACCAUCGUCAUCACCUCUCAUCCAGGUCAGAUUGUCAAGCAUGGGGAUAUCAAGUGUGUGCUAAAUGAAGGCAUGCCAAUUUAUCGUAGACCAUAUGAGAAGGGUCGCCUAAUCAUCGAAUUUAAGGUAAACUUCCCCGAGAACGGCUUUCUCUCUCCUGAUAAACUUUCUUUGCUGGAAAAACUCCUACCUGAGAGGAAGGAAGUAGAAGAGACUGAUGAAAUGGACCAGGUAGAACUUGUGGACUUUGAUCCCAAUCAGGAGAGACGGCGCCAUUACAAUGGGGAAGCAUAUGAGGAUGAUGAACAUCAUCCUAGGGGUGGUGUUCAGUGUCAGACUUCUUAAUGGGGCCGGUGAAUAACACUGCUGCUGGCAUUUUAUAUGCAGUAGUGGAUGAGUGAAGGACUAUAAUCAUAGCUCACGACUUGCUAUUGUUUUUGUUUUAA